Messenger RNA from Ruditapes philippinarum (Manila clam), 2182 nucleotides. RefSeq lists its product as uncharacterized. The transcript has 3 exons. Lineage: Eukaryota; Metazoa; Mollusca; Bivalvia; Venerida; Veneridae. Bases 198 to 758 code for a protein of 186 amino acids. The record is from RefSeq and is a predicted model, not a curated record.
UAUUUAUAGAAAUCUUUGACUAUUGGGCGCUUUUUACUUGAUUUCAAGCAUUUAAAUCACUGAGAUGCUUCCUGAAAAACAGAAUUACAAAAUAUUUCCAUUUAAUUUGCAAAACAGAAUUUUGCAAUACAAUUAAGUGGAGACGUAGAGAACUAAAUAGCUUUCUGGAUUUAAAAAAAAGCAGAAGAAUCUUCAUCAUGGCGUCAGUGACAUCAAUACUGAUGCUGAUUUUAUCACUGAUACCAGCCAUAUCAGCUGUAGAGACAGAUGAUUGGGAAGAUACAACAGAUAUAAGUACUAUUACUAUAGCAACUGUUGUGUGUAUUUCACUGCUGGUAAUUGUGUUUAUUAUCUCACUAUGUGGUGGUUGCACUCCUAUGGAGGUAGGGAGUGAUGACCAUGCUGCCGCAGGGGGACGUAAAUCUAAUACACAAUACAGUAGUGUUGCUACUGACGUAAACACUCAUGUUAUGUCAUCUGGAACAACUCUUCCUAAUGACCCUUACAUGCCCAACGAACAAGCACUUCCAUACGCAUUACAUCCACAAACUGCUCAAAACUUCACUGGAUAUCAGGCACAAGGGAACCAGUCUAGUACCCCUGGUUAUAACGCGCAACAGGGGAACCAGAUAGCUGGUGCCAAUAGACAUUUCUCCGAGUCAGAGCCGCCACCGCCAAAUUAUUUUGAAGCUGUGCAGUCUGGAACACCAGGACAGGGUGGACAGCCCAGUGCACCAGCUCAGCAAUAUGGCUGGUGAAACAGGGUUGAACUGUUGAGUUAAAUAAAAUGUCUGUCAGUAGAUAUUUUGGUUUCCUUAAUUUGUUCCAAUAUUUGAUUUACAUAUUUAUUUUAUCCUGUGAUACUUAAAAAUACUUAAAAUACAAUAUUAUUUUAGACAAUUUAUUUAGUUGUGAAAGCAAAUGCAUAAUACAUGUACCUCUUGUGAUUGAUAAAAUGCUACCAAUAUUGUGGUGUUUUUAUGCCACCGCAGUUUACUGUGAUGCGGUGGCAAAUAGCCAGAAUUGCUAAGAAUUUAAAUCCAUACAGAAAUCUGGUUGACAUGUCAACCAAAAGAAAUUAUAUGAAAAAAAUAAAAAAUAAAACUACUUAUUUUUUGUGUGUGAAAAAUUCAUGCACUCGUUAUAAGAAGUUGUUUCUCAAGUUCAAUUUGACAUGUUAAAAAAUUCUAAUUCAGUUAAAAAUAUGAUUAAGUUUUUCUAGUAAAUAGUUUUAAAAUGUUGUAAAUACUUUUUGCAAACACUUUUGUAAGGCUACUUGUUAUCAAAAAUUUACUGAUAUUUAUACAUGUAUAUCUUAUUUUAGAAAAUAUUUAUGAGAAUAAGUUAACAGUAUCUGUAAAUGGUUGUGAUCUUUAUAUAGUUUUAUCAAUCUCCCUUUCUCUUUUCAAUAUAAAAAUAGAUUCACUUGUAAUGUUUGAAACAUACAUAUCUAGCUAAUGCCAACCUUACUUUUUAAAAUAUUUGAGUUUAAAAAUUGAACCAUAUAGUUUAUUGAUAUUGACCCUUUUUUGAUCCAGGUGUUAUUGUUUUUUGUAUAUUAUUGUAUUGUUAUUCCUGAAUUUUAGCUCAAGAUCAGUUAGUUUCUUUGCAAAUCAUCAUAUUUUUUUAGCUCACAUGUCACAAAGUGACAUGGUGAGCUUUUGUGAUCGCUUUUCGUUCGGGGUCUGGCCGUUGUCCGUCCGUAAACUUUUACUUUAAACAACAUCUCCUCAUAAACCGCUAAGCCAAUUUCAUCCAAUCUUCACAGAAAUGUUCCUUUGGUAGUCAUCUUUAAAAAUUGUUCAAAGAAUUUAAUUCCAAGCAGAACUCUGGUUGGAUGGCAACCAAAAGAAAAAAAUUCGAAUAUCUUCUUUCAGAAAACCGAAAGAGCUAGAGCUUAAGUAUUUGACAGGAAACAUCAUCUAGUCAGUGUCUACCAAGUUUGUUCAAAUAAAUACCCUGGGGUAAAAAUUGGCCCCUCCCCAGGCGGUCAUUGAUUUUCCUUAUUUGUAUAUAAAACCUUCUUUUAAAAAACCAGAAUAACUAGAGCUUAGAUAUAAAGCAUGAAUCAUCUUCUUGUGGUUGUCUACCAAGUUUGUUCAAAUGAAAGCCCUGGAGAAAAAAUUGGCCCAACUCCAGGGGGUCAUUGUUUUUCCCUUUAUGUACAUGUAUAUAAUAGAAA